This is a messenger RNA of Drosophila mojavensis, 2722 nucleotides long. It is a transcript of the gene Src64B, whose product is annotated as tyrosine-protein kinase Src64B. The record is from RefSeq and is a predicted model, not a curated record. The transcript has 7 exons. Gene Ontology annotation, cellular component: extrinsic component of cytoplasmic side of plasma membrane. Gene Ontology annotation, molecular function: ATP binding; non-membrane spanning protein tyrosine kinase activity; signaling receptor binding. Bases 981 to 2654 code for a protein of 557 amino acids. NCBI's taxonomy places the organism in Eukaryota, Metazoa, Arthropoda, Insecta, Diptera, Drosophilidae. Gene Ontology annotation, biological process: cell differentiation; protein phosphorylation; cell surface receptor protein tyrosine kinase signaling pathway.
AGAUAACUUCUUUUAGUCGAAAAAAACCGUUGAGCGAGUUGGACGCGUUUUCAGUGCGAGGCUAUGUCGGUCGGUGUUUUAUACGUUUCUUGUCGGUGAAAAAUAAGAAUUAAAACAAAAACUUAAGUGCAGGAAUAUAGUGUAAAAUUUUUAAUCUGUGAAGUGCAAAUUGCAGUUUAAUUCAAAGAAGAAACGUUCUAACGACCGUGAAAUACGACAACAGAACGAGCGCGACGCUGGCAGCAACUGUGUUUUAUAGCCGUAACUGUAAAAACGCGGCUAAGCCGCUGACUUUCAAUCAUAAAUUAAAACGACGCUGAAUAUUCCAACUAAUUAAAAUUAAAGGUGCAGGCAGCUUGAACAAUGUGCAGACAGUUGCUGGCUAAACACGCUGGCAGGACAACAGACGCAAGGAUAAUCAACAGCAACAGCAAGGCUAAGCUCUAACAACAACAACAAACAUUGGCAGCAGCAACAACUUUUUAUAAUGCAUUUUUGAAAGCAAAAGAAACAAAAAGAAAAAAAAAAACAAUUAAGGCAAUGCCCUCCAUGAAACUUUUAAUGCAAGCAGCUUAAGAGGCAGCAUACACAAACACUCACACACACACACACACACACACACACACGUUUGCACAGCUACAUACACAAACACACACAACUUGACUGAUAGCUUAAAAAUACUAAGAACAACUACAAAAAAAAAAAUAAAUAAAAUAAAAAACAGUAGCAGCAGCGGAACAAAAAACAAAAACAAACCAAAACAAUAAAAAAAAAGGAUAAAACAAAACAUUUUUUAAUAUUAUAACUAAGUAAAACUCUAGCAAAAACACAUAAUAUGCCAAAUAUGCAAAGCCGCUGCAGCUGCUGCUAAACACCAGCUAAAUACAACAACUCGAAGCCAACAAGCAGCAGCAGCAACAACAACAACAAGCAGCAGGAGCAGCAGCAGCAGCAGCAACACACUUGACGACAGCUGCAACAUGGGCAACAAAUGCUGCAGCAAACGUCAGGAUCAGGAAUUGGCCUUGGCCUAUCCCACGGGCGGCUAUAAGAAAUCCGACUACACCUUCGGCCAGACGCACAUCAACAACAGCAGCGGCGGUGGCCCCGGCGGCGGAGUGGUGGCCGCCCUCGGCCAGAAGCACAACAAUGGCGGCUCACUGGACUCGCGCUAUACGCCGGAUCCGAAUCGCGGACCACUGAAGAUCGGCGCCAAGGGCGGCGUUGACAUCAUACGAACGCGCACCACACCAACUGCUGGUGUGCCUGGCGGUCUGCCCAAGCGACGCGUCGUCGUUGCCCUCUACGAUUACAAAUCUCGCGAUGAAUCUGACUUGAGCUUCACCAAAGGCGACCGCAUGGAGGUUGUCGAUGACACCGAAUCGGAUUGGUGGCGCGUCGUUAAUCUGAGCACACGUCAACAGGGUCUCAUACCGCUCAACUUUGUGGCCGAGGAGCGCAGCGUCAACAGCGAAGACUGGUUCUUUGAGAACGUGCUGCGCAAGGAGGCGGACAAGCUGCUGCUGGCCGAAGAGAAUCCGCGCGGCACCUUUCUCGUGCGCCCCUCCGAGCACAAUCCGAACGGCUACUCGCUGUCGGUGAAGGACUGGGAGGACGGACGCGGCUAUCAUGUGAAACACUAUCGCAUUAAGCCGCUGGACAAUGGCGGCUUUUACAUCGCCACAAAUCAAACUUUUGCCUCGCUCCAAGCGCUUGUCAUGGCCUACAGCAAAAACGCUUUGGGUCUGUGCCACAUUUUGUCGCGUCCCUGCCCCAAGCCACAGCCACAGAUGUGGGAUCUGGGACCGGAGCUGCGCGACAAAUAUGAAAUACCACGCUCGGAGAUCCAGCUGAUACGCAAGCUGGGCCGCGGCAACUUUGGUGAAGUCUUCUAUGGCAAGUGGCGCAACAGCAUCGAUGUGGCCGUUAAAACACUGCGCGAGGGCACAAUGUCCACAGCUGCAUUCCUGCAGGAGGCGGCCAUAAUGAAAAAGUUUCGACACAAUCGACUGGUGGCUCUCUAUGCCGUCUGCUCACAGGAGGAGCCCAUUUACAUAGUGCAGGAGUACAUGUCGAAUGGCAGCCUGUUGGACUUUCUGCGCGAGGGCGAGGGUCGCUAUUUGCAUUUCGAGGAUCUCAUCUAUAUUGCCACCCAGGUGGCCAGCGGCAUGGAGUAUCUGGAGUCCAAGCUGCUCAUCCAUCGCGAUCUGGCGGCACGCAAUGUGCUCAUCGGCGAGAAUAAUGUGGCAAAGAUUUGUGAUUUUGGCCUGGCGCGCGUCAUAGCCGACGAUGAAUACUGCCCCAAGCAGGGCUCACGUUUCCCCGUCAAAUGGACAGCGCCCGAGGCGAUUAUCUAUGGCAAGUUCAGCAUCAAGUCGGACGUCUGGUCGUAUGGCAUAUUGUUGAUGGAGCUGUUCACGUACGGACAGGUGCCCUAUCCGGGCAUGCACAGUAGAGAGGUGAUCGAGAAUAUUGAGCGCGGCUUCCGUAUGCCAAAGCCAACCGCACACUAUUUCCCCGAUAAUAUCUAUCAUCUGUUGCUGCAAUGCUGGGACGCGGUGCCCGAGAAGCGGCCAACGUUCGAGUUCUUGAAUCAUUAUUUCGAAUCGUUUUCGGUAACAUCCGAGGUGCCGUAUCGGGAGGUGCAGGAUUAAGCAGCAACAGUCACAUCACACACACACACCCACACAUCUAUAAAUAUAUAUAUAUUAAACGUUAUUCA